AAUGCAUAAAAUUCAAUAAAAUAUAUACACAUAUUUAAACAAAUAACUGAAUAAUUUUUUUUUUUUUUAGAAGUUUCAAAAUGGAUAGAAAUUGGAUGAGUGCGAAUAGAUUAUCAACGGAGUAUAGUGAAGGAGUUGACCAUUUCUUGGACUUUUGUCAGAAGAAUGCUAAAAAUACUAAAUUGGUUCUUUGUCCUUGUCUUAAAUGUGGUAACAUGGAGCGUGUGGACAUUGCUAGUAUAAAGGAGCAUUUAUUUAGGAACGGAAUAGACAAGAGUUAUAAGGUUUGGGUUUACCACAGGGAAAAGAAUAGAGUUCCGGGCGAGGGAACGUCUAAGUCUCUAAAACAGCCUCUAAAGAUUUACUCGGUCCUCCAACACAGCCUCUAAAACACCCUGGGAGGCCGAGUAAGGCAAAAGUUAAUACAAAGUAUGCCCAACCACGCCAAACUUCUUCCAUUAUUGCAUUUUGGAACUUCGUCAAAAGAUGGCCCAAGUCAUCCAUGCUCCAAUUCCAAGUCCAGAAUGAGCUAUUUGGGGUCGCAGAUGACUCUAUUUGGCUUGCUAAGAGUGACAUUCAAGAAUUGUGCACCAUGCAAUACUUGGGAGCCCAACAAAUAGGAGUUUGGUGCAAUUAUGAUUUAUAACUCUUAAUAAUAAACUCGCCAAUGUUCAUUUGACAGCAACAGUUAUUAAUUAUGACAUUUUAUCAGGUACCUUAAAGAAAGACUGUUGGACAUGGGUGGGUUGAAUCGAGUCUAUGAAUUUUUAAAUCCGGGUGCGAUUGCCACUGAUGCAGGGGAUAAGAGUAAUCGUUGCCAAGCACUAGUCGCUCGAAUGACUAGGAUGACUAAUUCAGAGAAAUGGCUUAUUGCCCCAUAUAAUAAUAGGAAGAUGUUUCACUGGAUGCUUGUAGUCAUCCAGCCAAGUACGCAGACGGUGGCGUACUUGGAUUCAGGCAACGACGACAUCCCGGAUGAUUUGAACUUUAUUAUAUCCACAUCGUUCACAAUGUAUAACCGAAUGGUACGACGACCUGAUCGACCUACCCAGUGGAUGAAUCCUAUUUGUCCUCAACAACCUGAUGACAAACAGUGUGGAUACUACGUCAUGAAAUUCAUUGAAAGUUUCAUGGUCGUAGAAGAUCCAAUACAAUUGUUGACCCGACAAGAUAGGUUCUCCACUCCGUACACGAAUGAUGAGAUAAAUAUUAUGCGUGAUGGGUGGAUUCAUUAUGUGAAAGCGGAAGCGGAGCGACAACAAUUACCGUGUUAGACAGUGUGUAUACAUAUACAUAUAUAGAUGAUAUUAAUUAGCGUUAGUUCAAUUAUUGUGACUAUACAAAAUUUUAAAUAUAUUUAGACGUUAGUUUAAUUGUUGUCACUAUGCAGAUUUUUACAAAAUUUAAAAAUUAAUGCAGGGAAAAAAAUUGCAGAAAAUUUGUUUUUUUUUCCUAUUUUUCAAAUGUACCGACCGAAAAAAACCGUCGCUAAAAAAAUUCAAAAACGAAACCAGCAUAUA
Cannabis sativa is the source of this 1520-nucleotide messenger RNA. RefSeq lists its product as uncharacterized. Gene Ontology annotation, biological process: proteolysis. The record is from RefSeq and is a predicted model, not a curated record. Lineage: Eukaryota; Viridiplantae; Streptophyta; Magnoliopsida; Rosales; Cannabaceae. The coding region runs from base 738 to 1274 and encodes 178 amino acids. The transcript has 3 exons. Gene Ontology annotation, molecular function: cysteine-type peptidase activity.